Messenger RNA from Fomitiporia mediterranea MF3/22, 498 nucleotides. RefSeq lists its product as uncharacterized. Bases 1 to 498 code for a protein of 165 amino acids. The record is from RefSeq and is a predicted model, not a curated record. NCBI's taxonomy places the organism in Eukaryota, Fungi, Basidiomycota, Agaricomycetes, Hymenochaetales, Hymenochaetaceae. The transcript has 3 exons.
AUGUUCACCGAACUUGUAUUCCUUUGUCUGGUUCUAUGGAAGAUCCGACAGUCGAGCAAGCUCAGAGAAGACUACAAACUUGCUGAUGAGAUGCAACCGCAUAAUCACGAUCUUAUUGGUCUUAUGGCUAAUGAUUCGAAGAAAUAUUUCUUCUGGAUGUUCUUCAUUUGCUUCAUUGGAACAUGCCUGAAUGUGCUGAAUAUAGUAGAAAAUACUGCAUUGCAGUCCUUUUCUUUUGCAGUUCUCCUUCCCGUGACGAUCAACAAUGCAUAUGCAACGUUCGCUAUAGCUGCUGUGACCAUUCUCGCACCUAAGCUCAUCCUCAAUUUGCGUAUUGAGCAUUACGGCCCCGUUGGGUCGCUCGUCGAGAAAUCACAGCUAUCAUGGAAAGUUGCAGGCCCGGAAGACAACAUGGAUGCAAGCUCGCCCCGGCGGGGAGGCUCCCAGAGGUCGCACUAUUCGGUUAUUGUGGAUCAAGAGCCCAAUGAAAUGCUUUAG